Molecule: messenger RNA, 4129 nt
Organism: Calypte anna (Anna's hummingbird)
Lineage: Eukaryota; Metazoa; Chordata; Aves; Apodiformes; Trochilidae
Gene: DCTN1
Product: dynactin subunit 1
Exons: 30
Coding region: 104-3850 (1248 amino acids)
Biological process (GO): nuclear migration; establishment of mitotic spindle orientation
Cellular component (GO): axon; microtubule associated complex; kinetochore
Source: RefSeq, a predicted model, not a curated record
CAGGCUCGGCGGCAGCCCCGGGGACCUCGCAAGGGCCUUGCCAGCGGCCCGGGGAGCGGCGCUGGGAGCGGCGGGGCGGCAGGCACCCAGCACCAGCAGCAGGAUGAGUGUGGAGGCAGGCAGCAAGCCCCUGAGGGUGGGCUCCAGGGUGGAGGUCAUCGGGAAGGGACACCGAGGGACCGUGGCCUACGUGGGUGCCACCCUGUUUGCCACGGGCAAGUGGGUGGGUGUCAUCCUGGAUGAAGCCAAGGGCAAGAACGACGGGACUGUGCAGGGCAGGAAAUACUUCACCUGUGAGGAGAACCACGGCAUCUUCGUCAGGCAGUCACAGAUCCAGGUCUUUGAAGAUGGAGCUGACACAACAUCCCCAGAAACACCAGAGUCUGCUGCCAUGAAAGUCCCCAAAAGAGAUUCCCUGGAUGCCACCAAAGCCAGCAAACUGACCAGCGCCCGGCGCCCCAAGCCCACCCGCACCCCCAGCUCCACAGCCUCGGGUGGGACGGCUGCAGCCUCGGGCUCUGCCUCUGCCUCUGGGGGGGAGAUGAGCAGCAGUGAGCCCAGCACGCCUGCACAGACCCCACUGGUGGCUCCUGUCAUCCCCUCGCCCUCCCUCACCUCUCCAGUGGCACCUCCAGUCCCCUCGCCCACCAAGGAGGAGGAAAAUUUACGUUCUCAAGUCAGGGACCUGGAGGAGAAAUUGGAGACUUUGAAGAUAAAGCGGAAUGAAGACAAAGCAAAGCUGAAGGAGCUCGAGAAGUAUAAGAUCCAGCUGGAGCAGGUGCAGGAAUGGAAGAGCAAAAUGCAGGAGCAGCAGGCCGACCUCCAGAAACGGCUGAAGGAGGCCAAAAAGGAAGCCAAAGAUGCCUUGGAGGCCAAGGAGCGCUACAUGGAGGAGAUGGCAGACACUGCUGAUGCCAUCGAAAUGGCCACCCUGGACAAGGAGAUGGCAGAGGAGAGGGCAGAGUCCCUGCAGCAGGAGGUGGACUCCCUGAAAGAGAAGGUGGAAUAUCUCACCAUGGACCUGGAGAUCCUGAAGCACGAGAUUGAAGAGAAAGGCUCGGAUGGAGCAGCCUCCAGCUACCAGGUGAAGCAGCUGGAGGAGCAGAAUGCCAGGCUGAAGGAAGCUCUCGUCAGGAUGCGGGACCUGUCGGCCUCAGAGAAGCAGGAGCACGUGAAGCUUCAGAAGCAGAUGGAGAAGAAGAACACGGAGCUGGAGUCCCUGAGGCAGCAGAGGGAGAAGCUGCAGGAGGAGGUGAAGCAGGCAGAGAAAACGGUCGAUGAGCUGAAGGAGCAGGUGGACGCUGCUCUGGGUGCUGAGGAGAUGGUGGAGACUCUGACAGAGAGAAACUUGGACCUGGAGGAGAAGGUCCGGGAGCUGCGUGAGACAGUUGGGGACCUGGAAGCCAUGAAUGAGAUGAAUGAUGAGCUGCAGGAGAAUGCCCGUGAGACAGAGCUGGAGCUGCGGGAGCAGCUGGACAUGGCCACGUCCCGCGUGCGGCAGGCGGAGCGGCGCGUGGAGGCGGCGCAGGAGACGGUGGCAGAUUACCAACAAACCAUCAAGAAAUACAGGGAGCUGACUGCACACCUCCAGGACGUGAACCGAGAGCUGAUGAGUCAGCAAGAAGCCUCUGCUGAGAAGCAGCAGCAGCCUCCCCCCGAGAUGUUUGACUUCAAGAUUAAAUUUGCAGAGACAAAAGCCCACGCCAAGGCCAUCGAGAUGGAGCUGCGUCAGAUGGAGGUGCAGCAGGCCAACAGACACGUCUCCCUCCUCACCUCCUUCAUGCCCGACAGCUUCCUGCGACACGGAGGGGACCACGACUGUGUCCUGGUGCUGCUCCUCAUCCCACGGCUCAUCUGCAAGGCUGAGCUGAUCAGCAAGCAGGCUCAGGAGAAGUUUGAUCUGACCGAGAACUGCUCCGAGCGCGCGGGGCUGCGCGGGGCUGCGGGAGAACAGCUCAGCUUUGCUGCAGGGCUGGUUUAUUCCCUCAGCCUGCUGCAGGCCACGCUCCACAAAUAUGAGCAGGCACUGAACAAGUGCAGUGUGGAGGUGUACAAGAAGGUGGGGAUGCUGUACCCCGAGAUGAGUGUCCAUGAGCGCUCCCUGGACUUCCUGAUCGAGCUGCUGCACAAGGACCAGCUGGAUGAGACUGUCAACGUGGAGCCCCUGACCAAAGCCAUCAAGUACUACCAGCACCUCUACAGCAUCCACCUGGCUGACCAGCCUGAGGACUGCACCAUGCAGCUGGCUGACCACAUCAAGUUCACCCAGAGUGCCUUGGACUGCAUGGGGGUGGAGGUGUGCCGGCUCCGGGCCUUCCUCCAGGCCGGGCAGGAGGCGUCUGACCUGGCCAUCCUCCUCAAGGACCUGGAGACCUCCUGCAGUGACAUUCGCCAGUUCUGUAAGAAGAUCCGGCGCCGCAUGCCCGGCACCGACGCCCCCGGCAUCCCCGCGGCCCUGGGCUUUGGGCAGCAGGUGUCAGACACGCUGCUGGACUGCCGCAAGCACCUCACCUGGGUGGUGGCCGUGCUGCAGGAGGUGGCUGCAGCAGGGGCACAGAUGAUUGCUCCCCUGGCAGAGAACGAGGGGCUGCAGGUGCUGAAGCUGGAGGACCUGGCCUUCAAAGUCAGCGAGCAGAUCUAUGGCACCCAGGGCAUCAGCCCCUACGAGUGUCUGCGCCAGUCCUGCAGCAUCCUCAUCGCCACCAUGAACAAGAUGGCCACGGCCAUGCAGGAGGGGGAGUACGACGCGGAUAGACCUCAGACCAAGCCCACUCCCCCGGCCGAGCUGCGGGCAGCGGCUCUUCGGGCAGAGAUCACUGAUGCUGAGGGGCUGGGGCUGAAGCUGGAGGACAGGGAGACGGUCAUCAAAGAGCUGAAGAAGUCUCUCAAGAUCAAGGGUGAGGAGCUCAGCGAAGCCAACGUGAGGCUCAGCCUGCUGGAGAAGAAGCUGGACAGUGCCUCCAAGGACGCCGACGACCGCGUGGAGAAGAUACAGACAAAGCUGGAUGAGACCCAGACACUGCUCAAAAAGAAAGAGAAGGAGUUUGAGGAGACCAUGGAUGCUCUCCAGGCAGACAUUGACCAGCUGGAGUCAGAGAAGGUGGAGCUGAAGCAGCGCCUCAACAACCAGUCCAAGAGAACCAUCGAGGGCCUGCGUGGCUCCCCAGCCUCUGGGGUGGCCUCCAUCGUGUCUGGCAUUGCUGGAGAGGAACAGCAGCGAGGUGCUGGUGCUGGGCAGGUGACAGGAGGUGGCUCGGGGCCCGUCCAGGUGAAGGAUUCUCCUCUCCUCCUCCAGCAAAUCGAUGCCCUGCAGCUUUCCAUCAAGCACCUCAAGAACGAGAACAAUCGGCUCAAGGGAGAGCAGAUGAAGCUGGAGCUGGCCAGCCUGGCACCCCUGCGGGUGCCCAAGAUCUCCCUCCCCAAGGAGAAGCAGGGGGAAGGGCUGGCCACCCAGGCACUGUACCGCAGGAGCAGCCAGCUCCUGGAGACCCUCUACCAGCUCAGCGCCAACACCAAGGUCCUCAACAUGAAAGGCACCAAGUCCACAAGGAGCUCCUCUGCACGGCUGCUGGAGCAGACAGCCCGGCUCUGCACCCUGAAAUCCACCAUCGACACCCUGCGGGAUGACACGAUGCGGGCCAUGGUCCAGCAGCAGCCCGGUGCCGGUGUCCCCACCGACUUUGGCGUCUUCCCCUCCUCCUCCUUCCUGAAGGCCAAGCGGGAGCAGGAGGAGGGGAUGUCGUGCUACGGGCGGGUGAGCUUCCCCUGCGCCCCGGGGCAGAGCCAGGCACACCGCCUGCUGCUCACCCCCGAGCUGCUGCACCAGCUCCGCAGCCACUUCGUCUGCUGAGCGGGACCCCCGGCACGGGCGGGGGACGCUGCACAGAGCCCCCCACCCCAUCCCCACCCCCAUCCCCAUCCCCACCCCCAUCCCCAUCCCCAUCCCCAUCCCCAUCGCUGCUCUCAUACACUACGGCCGGGACCCCCGGGAGGCACCGCAGCCCCCGCCUCCCCGCAGUGCAGCCCGGUGCCCGCAGAGCUGGGGGGUGACCCGGGAUGUGACCCCAACCCCCGCCCCAUCGCCACCCCCGGCACUCCCGCUCUCCAAUAAAGCUGCCCUGAACCUGCC